This is a messenger RNA of Lasiodiplodia theobromae, 2448 nucleotides long. RefSeq names its product Pyruvate carboxylase. The record is from RefSeq and is a predicted model, not a curated record. NCBI's taxonomy places the organism in Eukaryota, Fungi, Ascomycota, Dothideomycetes, Botryosphaeriales, Botryosphaeriaceae. Gene Ontology annotation, molecular function: ATP binding; methylcrotonoyl-CoA carboxylase activity; metal ion binding. Gene Ontology annotation, cellular component: mitochondrion. The transcript is spliced from 2 exons. Bases 1 to 2448 code for a protein of 815 amino acids.
AUGGAUGACGCAAGCAGCAACAACCAACGGCGGCCUCUGUUCGUGGCAGAACCACCAGCCGGCCCAGACGGACGGCCAGUCCUACGACGCAUCCUCAUCGCCAAUCGCGGCGAGAUAGCCUGCCGCAUCAUAUCCACAUGCCGCAAGCUCAACCUCACCUCCAUCGCCGUCUACGUCGACGAAGACAUCACAUCCCUCCACAUCCACCAAGCCGACGAAUCCAUCCGCCUCGGCAGCCUCCUGAACCCCCAACAACAUGACGACGACGACAAAAAGAACCACCCCACCAACCCCUUCCUCUCCGCCCCGCUCCUCGUCCGCGCCGCCCUCGCCGCCCGCGCCGACGCCGUGCACCCGGGCUACGGCUACCUGAGCGAGGACCCCUCCUUCGCCGAGGCCGUCCGCGCCGCCGGUCUGGUUUUCAUCGGUCCCACAGCGCAAGCCAUGCGCACGCUCGGCAACAAGCGCGCCGCGAAAGCGCACCUGCGGACGCAUGCCCCGGACGUGCCGCUGAUCCCAGGCCUAACCGGAUCCGCCUCCGGUGAUGACGAUGAUGAAGAGAAGCUCGAGGCCGCAGUAACCCGCGACAUCGGCUUCCCGGUGAUGCUGAAAGCCGCGGCGGGCGGCGGCGGCAAGGGGAUGCGCGUGGUGCGCGCACCAGGAGAACUGCGAGCGGCGCUGGCGCGCGCGCGGUCGGAAGCCGCGCGCAGCUUCGGCAGCGCCGACUGCAUCGUCGAGAAGUACGUGGCCGCGGCGAAGCACGUCGAGGUGCAGAUCGUGGGCGACCGGCACGGGACGGUCGUGGCGCUGGGGGAACGCGACUGCUCGGUGCAGCGGCGGCAUCAGAAGAUUGUUGAGGAGACGCCGUGUCCGUGGUUGGCUGGCGAUGAGGAUAUGCGGGCGAGGAUGGCGGCGACGGCGGUGAGGGUGGCGGAGUUGAUUGGGUAUGAGGGCGCCGGGACGGUGGAGUUUGUGGUUGAUGUUGAGACGCGGGAGUAUUAUUUCCUCGAGGUUAAUGCGAGGCUGCAGGUCGAGCAUCCGAUUACUGAGGAGGUGGCUGGAGUCGAUCUCGUGGCGCUGCAGUUCUUCGUGGCUGCGGGCGGGAGACUGGACAGCCUUCCUGCUCUCGAUCCGGUGCAGAGGAACGGCCAUGCCAUCGAGUGCCGUCUUUGCGCCGAAGACCCCUAUCGAGACUUCCUCCCCGAACGUGGGACCGUCAGGCUGUGGCGGCCAGCGGUCACUUCGGACGUGCGCUUCGAGACGGCCAUCCAGACCGGCUCCGACGUCUCGAUACACUUCGAUCCGAUGAUUGGAAAGAUCGUCGUCUGGGCGCCAACCCGGCUGCUCGCUCUCGAGAAGAUGAUCAGAGUUCUGGCCCAGACGGCGUGCGUCGGCGUGCGUACGAAUCAGCUGUUCCUGCAAGCUUGCCUGAUGCAUCCAGCUUUCCGCGAUCCGUCCUACACCACCUCAUUUAUCCCCUCCAACCUGGACAGUCUGCUGCAGAGCCCGUACGCCGAAGCCUCGAAAGCUCUUCAGGAUGCUCAUCACAUCGCACCUUGCCUCGUCCUCCGCCACCUGCGCGCGGAACAACGAUUCGGACAGCCAUUCCCUCACGUCCGUCGGGGAUUCCGGAACCAGCGCUGUGAUCCGAUCAACCAGCACGUCAACGUAGUGAAAUGCAAAGCUGCCGCCGCGACGAAAGGAGACGAGGUCUCUCCUGACCUGCAGCCGCCAUCCAUCUGCAUCAUCCAACAGGCAGACCCUACGGGCAGCAAUACAUAUCGCUUCCACAUCGCCGCCGUUCCCUCGCUAGAAAGUCCGGACGGCCCAGAGAAAUCAAUAGCCAGACUGGCAACGGCCCAAUACAACGCCCUCAGCACUGCAGUCCGACAACUCCGUCCGUUUGCCGACACCGCAACAGCCGCCUCCACCGCCACUAUUCAAAGCUUAACGCCAAUACGGCCGCCUGCACAAACAACAGCAGCAGAUACCAAUAACGGGUGGCUGUCCUCAACUGUCGCGAUAUCAGUCAACGGACGGAAGCUGCUCGCCCACAUGACCGCGCACGCUCAACACGACGACUCUUCGGCGUCGCAAGUCGGCCGGCCGCAGACAGUCUAUGCGCACGUUCCCGCGCUGGGCACGUGGGUCGAGUACGAGGUGUAUAGCCUGUUGUCCUUUGCCGAGAGCCAGCGGAUGGCAGUAGAGGAGAAGGAAGGAGGCGGUAAAGGGGCGGCGGCGAGGGUCGUCAAGGCCCCCAUGCCCUGCCGUGUGCUUGACGUGCUGAAGAAGGAUGGGGAUGAUGUCAAAAGCGGGGAGAACGUCAUGGUCGUCGAGAGUAUGAAGAUGGAGAUGAGUAUCGUCGUUUCUGUGGACGGGAAAUUCAAGACAACGUGGAGGAAGGGCGAUGCUGUUUCGGACGGGGCUGUGCUUUGUAGGGUUGAGUGA